CUUGGUGGGAGAGAUGAAAUCUGACUUGGAACAGCCAUGCUUUAUAUUGAGGAAAUUAUGAGAUUCAUUGAGAAGGAAAAUUAAUUAUUGACCAAGGACGAUGUCUUUAUUUCUCAGUAACUUCUCAACCAAUGACUCUAGCCUGUGGAUAGAAAACCAUAAUUCCACGGACCUUUUAAAUCCACCAGGAACUCUGGAUAUCUAUCUUUUUUGCCUGACGUGUUUGAUUACUCUCGCAGCCCUGGCGGGCGGCAUUUAUUCACUAGUUUCCCUGCUGAAAAUGCAGAACAGAACUGUGGUGUCCAUGCUCGUGGCUUCCUGGUCUGUGGAUGAUCUCCUGAGCGUCCUGUCGGUGACCAUCUUCAUGUUUUUGCAGUGGCCAAAAGAGGUCCCUGGUAACUUCCAGACUCUGUGCACCGUCUCUGCCUUACUGUAUUUAUGCCAGGGCCUCUCCAGCAACUUGAAGGCGACUCUCCUGGUCUUGUACAACUUUUACACGAUGCACAGAGCUGUGGGGAGCCAGACAGCGUCCAGAAGAGCCGGCCAGGUGCUCGGCGCGGCGCUGUCGGUGUGGGCUGCCAGCCUGCUGCUCUCCGCGCUCCCGCUGUGCGGCUGGGGCGCCUUCGUGCGCACGCCCUGGGGCUGCCGGGCAGACUGCUCCAGCUCCUACGUGCUGCUGCUCUUCGCCGUGUACGCUGCGGCUUUCGGACUCCUCGCCGGCUUCUCUGUUCCUCUCAUUCUUCGGUUGCUGUGUUCCGAGGAGCCGCUGCGACUCCACGCCAACUAUCAGGAAAUUUCCCGUGGAGCUUCCACCCCCGGGACCCCUCCUACCGCGGGGAGAGUGCUUUCCCCGUCCCCAGAGGAUGCUCCGGGCGCGGCUCUGCGAUGCUCCGGGGGAUGUUCCCCGAGCUCCGAGUCUGUGUUCGGACCCGGUGCGCCCGCUGCCGCCGGAGCUGGAGCCUGCAGGCGGGAGAACAGGGUGACUCCCUUUGGCUCCAGGAGCUUCACCAUCAGUGUAGCACAGAAGCGGUUCGCUUUGAUCCUAGCGCUGACAAAAGUCACCCUCUGGCUGCCUAUGAUGAUUCACAUGGUGGUCCAGCACGUGGUGAGAGCUCAGAGCCUUCCCUUCGAGACACUCAGCUUCCUGCUCAGCCUGCUGGCCACCACUGUGACCCCAGUGUUUGUCUUGUCCAAACGCUGGGCCCACUUGCCCUGUGGCUGCGUCAUCAACUGCAGACAGAACGCAGGCGCGGUGGCAUCCGAUGGGACAAGAACCAAGAGAAGAGGCUUUGAAUUCAAUCUGUCUUUCCAACAAAGUUAUGGGAUUUAUAAAAUAGCCCAUGAAGAUUACUAUGAUGAAGAUGAAAACUCUAUAUCCUAUCACAAUCUGACGAACUAUGAGUGUGAAGCCACCAAGGACUCUCAGAGAGACAACCGUAAUGUCUUCAGUGCCAUCAAAGUGGAAAUCAGCACCACUGCCUCUUUGGACAGCGCCGCAAUAAAAGGCAUCAACAAAUACACGAAUACUGAGAUUACAGAGGCUCAGCAGGAUUCUGACAAAGAAAAGGGUGUGUUUUCUGACAAAACAGGAGGUGAUGCUGACUACGAAGAAACCACCGUUUUUGAAGGUCCAGAAAGGAGACUGUCUCAUGAGGAGAGUCAGAAACCAGACCUUUCAGACUGGGAGUGGUGUAGGAGUAAAUCAGAAAGAACCCCACGGCAGCGUUCCGGUGGUGCCCUUGCCAUCCCUCUGUGCGCGUUCCAGGGCACCGUGUCUCUGCACGCACCGACAGGGAAAACCCUCUCUCUUUCCACCUACGAGGUAAGCACAGAAGGGCAAAAAAUAACCCCAGCCUCCAAGAAGAUAGAAGUCUACCGAUCCAAAAGUGUUGGCCACGAACCAGACUCAGAGGAUUCUCCCUCCGCAUUUGCGGACACCAGUGUGAAAAUACACUUGGAGGUUCUUGAAAUUUGUGAUAACGAAGAGGCCUUGGACACCGUGUCGAUCAUCAGUAACAUCAGCCAGUCCUCCACCCAAGUCAGAUCUCCGUCCCUGCGCUACUCACGGAAGGAAAACAGAUUUGUUUCUUGUGAUCUGGGCGAAACAGCCUCCUACUCCCUCUUUUUACCCACAAGUAAUCCUGAUGGUGAUCUUAACAUUUCCAUUCCAGACACGGUGGAGGCCCACAGGCAGAACAGUAAGAGGCAGCAUCAGGAGGACGGCUACCAGGAGGAAAUCCAGUUGUUAAAUAAAGCUUACAGGAAAAGAGAGGAAGAAAGCAAGGUAGUUAGUGAUCACUUGGUCUAA
Otolemur garnettii (small-eared galago) is the source of this 2308-nucleotide messenger RNA. RefSeq names its product G protein-coupled receptor 149 (gene GPR149). Gene Ontology annotation, molecular function: G protein-coupled receptor activity; neuropeptide binding. The transcript is spliced from 4 exons. Gene Ontology annotation, biological process: neuropeptide signaling pathway. Bases 101 to 2308 code for a protein of 735 amino acids. Lineage: Eukaryota; Metazoa; Chordata; Mammalia; Primates; Galagidae. Gene Ontology annotation, cellular component: neuron projection; membrane. The record is from RefSeq and is a predicted model, not a curated record.